Messenger RNA from Myodes glareolus (Bank vole), 3692 nucleotides. It is a transcript of the gene Znf558, whose product is annotated as zinc finger protein 558. Gene Ontology annotation, biological process: regulation of transcription by RNA polymerase II. The record is from RefSeq and is a predicted model, not a curated record. Gene Ontology annotation, cellular component: nucleus. Gene Ontology annotation, molecular function: RNA polymerase II cis-regulatory region sequence-specific DNA binding; DNA-binding transcription activator activity, RNA polymerase II-specific. NCBI's taxonomy places the organism in Eukaryota, Metazoa, Chordata, Mammalia, Rodentia, Cricetidae.
CUGCUCCCACCGCCUUGGUUCCUCCGACCGCCCCGCUGCCGGGGCCUCCCGUGGUCUCAUCGGAUCACCUAUCCCAAAGUCUAACUGGGUGCAUAGUUAUUAAGCAAACUGGGAAGGCUUUCCCACCCCAAAACCCCCGACGAACUUUUGGGCGGAAAUGGGCAGAAAGGCGCCCACGCCGGGCGGAAGUGCGGAGCUGCGGGAGCUGGUGCGGGUGUAGCUGUGGGCUGGCUGCUGGGCGGAGCGGUGUGGGGUGUGCAGGGCCGGCUUUGAUCGGGUGUAGGAGCGCUGCAAGGCGGCUUUCUCCGCCCGGAGGCCUCAGGCUCUUACCGCUGCCCAAACACCAAACCCGAGCUCUUCCACGGCUCAGCGCUGGAGACGCUUUUUGUUCUCACAGAGUGAGGCGAGCGGCCGGAGGCCCGGGACGCUGUUCUGUGAGCAGCAAGCAGAACAAAUUAGCAGUAGUGCCAGGGUGGGAAUUCUUCAGCUCCGUCACUUUUAGGCCUUCUAAGCUACAAGGCAUGUUUACCGUCCAUGGAGUCACCGGAAGAUCGCUCUCCUGUCAAAUAAGUUGUGCCAUUAAACAGAGAAAUCAUUUCAUCUUCUGCCUGCCCUUUUGAGCUUGUGCCUGCAUUAGAGAUCAGCCCCUGAGUCAAGAGCAUAGGGAACCCCACUGAGGACUGGCAACUGACAUCUAAAAUUGAGCCGGCGGUCUGUGAAUAUUCAAGUCUGAGAGUAUAUUCAAGCAGGUUGUGCCAGAACUGGACUGAAUCAGUAGGCUUCCGGCUGGUGAAGACUUCGGAAUUGCUGUGUUGCUUUAAAUGGGGAGAAUUCUUAUUGAUGAUGAUGUGAAAGCAGAAAGAAAACAGAAUUUUCCCCCCCUCAACAAACAAGAAUAAAGCAGAAUAAAGGUCCAGUGUGGGAGGCAGAAUGUGCAUUUUGAAGAAGGCCAAGAUGGACAAGCUAGGAAAGACUCGUCCUCAAACCCCCUGGAAGAGACAGUGGCUGUGGAGCCUUCCUAACUUCUGUUGAUUCUACCAUGCUGCCUUUGGUGUCUGUGGGAGUCAGAAAUAUAUCUGGCCCAUUUAUUGCAUCCUGUUCGGAAGCUCUGGUGUUGGAGUCAGGAUGGCAGCGACUGUCAUUCCUCUGAUAUAUGUUCAGUCUUCUCUGUACCCACUGUCCACUGAGAAAGGACACACAGGGAAAGAAGGGCAGGCCAGUGAAUUCUUGACAAACUUGAUAGAGGAGUUGGUGUCAUUCGAAGAUGUGACUGUGCAGUUCACAGAGGAGGAGUGGGCUUUGCUGGACCCUUUACAAAGAACUCUGUACCGGAGGGUAACGCUGGAAAACUGGAAGAACCUGGCCUCACUUGGGCGAUGCCUUGAUAAACCAAAUCUGAUAUCCCAGUUGGAGCAAGAAGAGGUUAUAAGAGAGGCCAGAGGAAGUGGUCCAGACAUCUGUCCAGAUUUGGAGACUGUGCUGAAAGUCAAAUGGCUAGCUCCUGAGAAGCACACUUUUGGAAAACAGCAUGCAAAUAGCCGAAGAACACUAAAACUGGAGGAAAAAGAUCAUCAUGGAAUGAAAAUAAAUGAAUGCAGUCAAUGUUUUAAGGUCUUCAGCACAAAAUCUAACCUUACUCAGCACAAGAGAAUUCAUACUGGAGAAAAACCCUACGACUGUGGUCAGUGUGGAAAGUCCUUUCGAAGCAAAUCUUACCUUACUGUACACAGAAGAAUCCAUAACGGGGAGAAACCAUUUGAAUGCAAUUACUGUGCGAAAGCAUUUAGUGAUCCCUCGUCCCUCAGACUUCACAUAAGAAUUCACACUGGGGAAAAGCCCUAUGAGUGUAACCAGUGUUUUCAUGUCUUCCGUACCAGUUGUAACCUCAAAAGCCACAAGAGAAUCCACACGGGGGGCGAGAAUCACCAUGAAUGUACUCAGUGUGGAAAGGCCUUCAGUACAAGGUCCUCUCUCACUGGGCAUAAUAGCAUCCACACGGGAGAAAAACCCUUCGAGUGCCAUGACUGCGGGAAAGCCUUCAGGAAAAGCUCGUAUCUGACCCAGCACUUGAGGACUCACACUGGAGAGAAGCCCUACAAGUGUAAUGAGUGUGGGAAGUGCUUCAGCAGUAGCUUCUCUCUUACUGUACACAAGAGAAUCCACACUGGAGAGAAGCCCUAUGAGUGCAGUCACUGUGGAAAAGCUUUUAAUAACCUCUCGGCUGUGAAGAAGCACUUAAUGACUCAUACUGGGCAGAAGCCCUAUGGGUGCAAGCACUGUGGAAAGUCUUUCACCAGUAACUCCUACCUCUCGGUGCACAAAAGAGUGCACAACAGGUGGAUAUGAAUUGUGGUGAGAAAUUACUGAGAGAAAACUUCGUUGGUCCUAAUAUAACUUGAGAGAAUUUACAUCAGGUGUACAAAUUAUUUAUUGCUGUGUAAUAUAUGCUCACCCCAAAUUUUGUGGCUUUAAACAAAUACCUCACAUUUUAUAGGUCAGGAAUAUAAGGGAACCUUAGUUGUGUAGUUCCUCUGCAGGAUUUCUCAUGAGCUUACAUUCAACAAGUGAAUCUUUUGUUGAAAGACUCAUCUUCUAAAGUUGUCAUCGAAGGAACGACUUCUAGGAUGGCUCAUCACAUGCCUGGGAAUUUACUGCUGGUUAUUGACAGGAGACCUUCACUGACUCACCAUGUCGGCCUCUUCCCAUGAUUGUUUCUUCAUAAUAUGGCAAAAGAAGAACCUCUCCCCCAGUGUUCCAAGAGAAGCCAGUUAACAAAUGAAGUAUCAUUUAUGACCUCACCUCCAAAAGCUACAGUUUCACACCUUCCCUAUUGCAUUCAUCAGACACAGACCAGCCUUGGUAAAACGUGGGAGAAAACUGUAAUAUCUGAAGGUCAGGAGACAGCUCUCUGAGAACCAUCUAAGAACCUCACCAUGAAAUUAAUGAAGUCUUCAAUAGAUCUUGAUGCUUUUAAUCCAUAGGAAGUGACAUUCAGUAAAUUGUUAAAUCUCUGUGCAGAGACAUCUGUGUGAUAAUGCUUUUUAGCUCACAUCUUGUACCGUGCCCCAAAGAUACUGUGUUGGAAAGAACAUGGUGGGUAGAAUAUUGGUCAUGUGGUAAUGAUCUUUAGUGAUGUCAGUCUUUUCAGUCUUUCUUGUGGGAAAUCACACAUCUGAAGAACAAAAGGAAUUCAGGAAACUGUAAAGCAAAGUGUUCACAUUACUGGCCACAGAUAAUGAGGCGCCCUGCUGUGAUGAUGGGAAACCUUCAACUGUUUUCCUUUCUGAAAGAGGUAUGAGACUGCUUCCUGAGAAACCCCCUUGAGUAUCAUAGGCUUGGCAAGCCUUCGAGGAUUCCUGUGACGUAGGAAGAAUUUGGCAGUGAUUCUUUAAGCACAUACGUUAGAGGGCCACCUUAGAAAAGUGACCUAACACAUGUAAGGAUGCUUCAGCAUCUGCUCUGGCUGAGCAACUGUGUAGUAAUAUACUGGGAAUAAAAUGGAUGAGUAGGUAGUAUUUGUAGGUUCAGUUGUUGUGCCCCGAUUACAACCCCCAGUGAGACCACCAAAAACCAGAGAAGUCCAGAUUGCAAAAGCAAGGUUUAUUGUUAGAGUAAUAUGGGCUGGCUUGGAACUCGUCUCCACACUCGAUGCAGAGAGGCAGAGAGGAGCUCAAGUCCCUCUGUGGGGUUAG